This is a messenger RNA of Trachymyrmex septentrionalis, 831 nucleotides long. It is a transcript of the gene Fer1HCH, whose product is annotated as ferritin subunit. Gene Ontology annotation, biological process: intracellular iron ion homeostasis; iron ion transport. Gene Ontology annotation, cellular component: cytoplasm. Gene Ontology annotation, molecular function: ferric iron binding; ferrous iron binding. The transcript has 6 exons. Lineage: Eukaryota; Metazoa; Arthropoda; Insecta; Hymenoptera; Formicidae. The coding region runs from base 55 to 720 and encodes 221 amino acids. The record is from RefSeq and is a predicted model, not a curated record.
UUUCAGAACUUAACUUGGCAACUCUUUCGAAGAUUCUAAUCUCUUUGUUGCAUCAUGAUGACGAGGCUGCUCUACGUCUUUUUCAUCCUAGCCUGUAUCAAUGGCACCUUUGGAGACGGGCUCAAGUGUCUUCUUAAACCUGCUGAUAUACCAACAUCAUGGAUAGACAUGACCGAUCCGUGCACAAAACUCAUGGAGUCUCAAGUUAAAACUGAAAUGGAAGCUGCUAUGAAAUAUCUUGCGAUGGGUGCUCACUUUGCACGUGAUACUAUAAACCGCCCAGGCUUUAGCAAGUUCUUUUUUGAAAGCGCAAGCGAAGAGAGAGAGCACGCUAUAAAGAUCAUCGAAUAUUUACUAAUGCGUGGACAACUUACAAAUGAUGUCAGCAAACUUCUCAAGUAUCCUUUGACUACCAACAAUACAAAUUCGAUACGCCAGGAGUGGAACAGUGGAGAAGAAGCUCUCACCGAUGCUUUAAAAUUAGAGGCUCAAGUUACGCGCAGUAUUCGUGAUAUAAUCAUAACGUGCGAAACUCCGAAAACAUCUUCUUUCAACGAUUACCACUUGGUCGACUACCUCACUACCGAUUUCUUAGAGGAACAGUAUAAAGGGCAACGUGACCUCGCAGGCAAAAUCUCAGUGUUGGGUAAAAUGAUGCAAGCGCAUGGACCUUUGGGAGAAUUUUUAUUCGAUAAGAAAUUAUUGAGUGGUGAAGUCUAAGUGUUUUGGUGACAUCAAAAUUCAGGCUUGAGCUAUUCUUUUCUAUAAAUACAUAAGAUUUAUAAAAUUAUAAUGGCCACAUUUAGAAUACAUUAUAUAAUUCAGUUUAUU